AUGAGUAUUUUAAAUAAAAUCUACGAAAAUUGGGCUGAUCUAAUGAAUAAAUAUUCAGAUCCACGAACAUCCGAUUGGUUAUUUAUGUCAUCUCCGUUUCCAACAAUUUGGAUUUGCAUUUUAUAUGUCUAUAUUGUUAAAGAAGUUGGACCUAAUAUCAUGAAAAAUAGAAAGCCAUUUAAAUUAAAGUAUAUCUUAAUUCUAUAUAAUCUCGCUCAAGUGAUAUUGAGCUUUUAUAUAUUUUGGGAAGGUUUAACUAUUUGUUGGCUUUGGAAUUACAACUGGAGAUGCGAACCCGUUGACUUUUCUCGAAGUGAAACUGCAAUGAGAAUUGCAAGAGGAUGUUAUGUGUAUUACAUAAGCAAAUUUACAGAAUUUUUUGACACCUUUUUCUUCAUUUUGCGCAAAAGGUUUGAUCAAGUGUCAACAUUACACGUGAUUCAUCAUGGAAUUAUGCCUUUUAGCGCUGGUGAUUACAUACAUACAUUUUUAAACAUUAUCGAUGAUUACGAUAAUGAUUUCGUCUUUAUGAAUUGA
Messenger RNA from Chironomus riparius, 537 nucleotides. Lineage: Eukaryota; Metazoa; Arthropoda; Insecta; Diptera; Chironomidae. The record is from the annotation of a GenBank genome assembly.